AUGGCCACAACGACAGAGAGUGAAGACAAGUCUGUCCUCCAGUUGUUUGAUCCCCUGACUUCACCUGUCAAAUCGCCUGUACGGACGAAAACACCGCGAGCAAGAGAACGCGACCCUCAAUCGCCUGUUGCGGCCUUCUUCUCGACCGUCGACAAGUCCAAACACUUUUUAGCGACACGAGAAAAGCCUAAAGAACCAAACUUGAUCGACUUGGGUGUCCUUCAAAGCCCGCCACCGCAACGCGAACAUGUUGAGGACACCAGUUCAGCGCCCAUCUCUCAACGUACCUUUGCUACUCCCGCACCCCUCAGUGAUCUCCUAGUGGAUGUCGUAAACACUCCAAGGGGUCACGGCCCAGCAGCUCUCCCAAUCGAUCCAUUUUCUCCCCCUACAAACGCUGGCGUGACGCACUUUCAGUCCAUCAUUCAAGUUCCCCAACUCAUGCUGCCAAAAGAGGACGAUAAGCGGAAUCGCUUGAUUCCAGUAGACACACCAAUGAGGCCAGAUCUCUACAUGUCUACCAAUUUCACACCCGUGCCAGCAAACCUUCCAUAUCUUCCGGCAUCUUCGCUUCGCUCUUUAGCUGUAUCAAGUGCCUCCUCUACGGGUACAUAUCGACGAAGAUCGUCAAUCGACCUCGACAAAGAAUUGCACGAAUCAAAGCCUGAUUCGAGUUUUGAUAUUUUGAGAGGAGAAAUGGAGCUGGGGAGUGCAGAGGUCUCCUUUGCGUCUGUCAACGCCCACGAUCUGACCAAGGCACUGGCGUCCACAGCUGUGGAGGAGUCUCCAUGGACCAUGAGGGCCAACGAUGUGGACCUCCAUGCAGAUCAGAGUCUGUUGCCGGCCAAGGAGACACAAGGAGCCAAUUUGCUAGCGCAUGAAAUUCCGCUACCAGAUAGCUGCCCAACAUCGCCAGAAUCUUCGAAUGGCUACAACGAAGAUGCCAACGUUCAUGCAUCCAAAGUGUUCCCUCACCUGCGUCGCUUCUCAAUGGCCAAAGUAGAUGAAGACGUUCUCCAGUUUCCCAGUGAUGACACAAGCCCGGGCAAGGAAACAAUCUCGCCAGUCCAGGCUGGACGCAAACCAAUUCCUCAUGCGCGGACGAUGUCAAUGACAAGUGUUUCCUCGGUAAACAGCAAUCGCUCAGCGAGUACUGUCAAACAAGCAACACCGUCACCGGAGAAGCGACUAGGAUAUAAACGACCGCUAGCCAAGCGUCCUUCGCCUUUGACCUCGACGACUUCGAGCCCAAGCAAAUCCAGUUCGACUUCCAAGCGAGCUUCCCGCCCAUCAGUGGUGCUAAAGGGUGCCACCUCUCGACUCUCGCUUGCUAGGCCACGGGUCUCUCUGGCCGUUGAACGGACAGCCUUAGCGGGUCGUGCCUCGAUAGCGCCGCGCCCGUCAGGCACGCGUGGUGCUAUGGCUCCUCCACCAGUACCCUCGGCAUCAUCCACCCGGACGGCUGUGGGGGUGCGCCCAAGGAUGAGCGUCGCCACAACUUCAGCAAAGUCUGCUAUAUCACGACCAGUGCCUUCCACCGCAGCACCGGCUCAGACGCCAGCUACUUCGAAUAGUUUAGUAGCACCAAAGGGGGUUCUUGCAUCUGGGGGCCGGGCCAACAGUGCUGCAGCCCGUGUGCCUCGAUUGUCUACCAUUAGCUCCAGCGCACCAGCCUUGAAACCUCCAGCAACCAAAGUAGACAUGCAACCACCACCUCCAUCAUCAACCUUGGUGACGGCGAGACCUCGUACAGGGCCAUUGAAACCUCGUCCGAGUUCCAUGAUACUACCCCCCUCGAUUCCCAUCAAUACACCAGCGCCCGUCUCGCAACCAACAGCGGCUGUGACUACCUCAAAGCCCGCAAAAGGCUUACCUCGCCCAAGGAGGAGCAGUGCAGGUGCUGCAUUGCUUGCCCGACCUCCGCUCACAGUCGACCCUCCAGUCAGCGCGACUACGAGGCCGACAAGUGUCGCGGCACAUAGAUUUCCGCGACCGAAAUCAUCCCUUUCUCGUGUCUAA
This is a messenger RNA of Serendipita indica DSM 11827, 2019 nucleotides long. NCBI's taxonomy places the organism in Eukaryota, Fungi, Basidiomycota, Agaricomycetes, Sebacinales, Serendipitaceae. The record is from the annotation of a GenBank genome assembly.